AUGGGUCUGGUAAAUCUCCAUGGGUCACAGCCUUCGGGUCAUGACCUGCAGUCAUACUUGUAUAACAUGUGUCGUACUUCGAGAGCAUUGUGGUGGCAGAGAUACCAGCCAGUUAGCUACAAGCUUUGCUCAAGAUCAGGAACUGAGGAGGAGCUGAUGGCUGUGAUUAAACGCUGCAGCAGCACUGGGAUAAACAUCUAUGUGGAUGCGGUCAUUACAUGUGGAGCAGGUGGUGGAGAAGACAAUCACUCCAGCUGUGGCACCUACUUUAAUGCUGACCAGAAAGACUUGCCCUACUCAUAUUGAGACUUCAGCGAUGAAAAAUGUAAAUCCAGCAAUGACGAAAUUGAAAAGUACCAAGAUAUUUUUCAGAUCAGGGAUUGCAGGUUGGUUGGUCUUCUGGACCUUGUCCUGGAGAAGGAUCACAUGAGAGGAAAAGUGGCCGAAUACCUGAACAAGCUGAUCGAUAUGGGACUGGCUGCAUUCAGACUGGAUGCCAGCAGGCACAUGUGGUCUGGCGACCUACAGGCGGUUUCUGACAAACUGCACAACCUCAGCAGCAAAUGGUCCCAUCUGUUUCCAGUUCUUAUUGACUUAGGUGGGGAACCCGUCCAAGUAAGUAAGUACUUUGGUCUUGGGAGCGUGACAGAGUUCAAAUCCAGUGCCAAACUGGGCAUCGUUGUGUGCAGAUGGGAUAAGGAGAAGCUAAGCUAUCUGAAGAGCUGGGAAGAGGGCUGGGCCCUUAUGCCUACUGUUAAGGCUUUGGUGUUCGUGGACAACCAUGGUGCCAUGGUGCUGGGGAGCCGGUGGUGGGGAGCAUGCCAGAAGAUGGCUACGGGCCUCGUGCUUGCGCAUCCGUAUGGUUUGACCAGAGUGAUGUCCAGCUACCGCUGGCAUUGGCGUUUUAAGAAUGAAAAGGAUUUGCAUGACCGUAUGGGCCCUCCGAGCCAUAGCAAUGGAUCAACCAAGCCUGUGGCCAUUAACCCGGACACCACGUGGGAACGGCAGGGUGCGUCAUGACGUCUGCAGAAUAUGGUGAUAUUUGGACAUGUACUCAACGGAAAGCCUUUCACCAACUGGUUACAGAACAGUAAUAAUCAGAUCGCCUUUGGUCGUGGCAGUCAGGGGUUCAUUGUCUUCAACAACAAUGACUGGGGAGCAUGGCCUUAACAGCCUUAACGGCAUGCCAAACAAAACAUCAGAGCCGAAACGUCAGAUACGAAUCCGUCGGCUUGAUUUCAUUUAUACCGCAUGUUUCCCCACCCGUUUCUCUG
Molecule: messenger RNA, 1274 nt
Organism: Electrophorus electricus (electric eel)
Lineage: Eukaryota; Metazoa; Chordata; Actinopteri; Gymnotiformes; Gymnotidae
Source: RefSeq, a predicted model, not a curated record